Solea senegalensis (Senegalese sole) is the source of this 1883-nucleotide messenger RNA. Its product is annotated as neurexophilin-4-like. The transcript is spliced from 2 exons. Gene Ontology annotation, molecular function: signaling receptor binding. The record is from RefSeq and is a predicted model, not a curated record. NCBI's taxonomy places the organism in Eukaryota, Metazoa, Chordata, Actinopteri, Pleuronectiformes, Soleidae. The coding region runs from base 7 to 939 and encodes 310 amino acids.
CUCUGGAUGGGGAUGCGUUGCUGCGGCUGCUGCAAAAUGAAGACACUCUGUUUGAACUUUGCCAUCAGCUGUCUGUGGCUUCUCCCUUCAGUGGUUCAAGAAACAGACAAUUCCUUCGAGUUUCACAACCAACAAUGGAGGGAAGAGGCAGGAGGAAGAGAAGAGGCUGUGGGAGCCACAUUGAAGGUUAAACAUAUGUCCAAAGAUCUACAGAUCAUUGCCACCAAACACAAAACACCUGCUCAUGGCUCACUUGGCCCGUAUGGUUGGCCACAGAACUUUUCCCAAGCCAUGGAUCAGUAUCUGUACCGAGCUGCUCCCAAACCCAAAUCUCCUGCAAAAACACCCCCAAAGGCCAAGAAGAUCCUGGGCUGGGGGGACUUUUACUUCAAUGUGAAAACAAUGAAGUUCAGUCUCUUGGUGACGGGAAAAAUCGUGGACCACAUCAAUGGGACUUUUAGCGUCUACUUCAGGCACAACUCUUCCCGUUUGGGGAACAUAUCCGUCAGCAUCGUCCCGCCCUCCAAAGCUGUUGCAUGGGAAGUUCUGCAUCCUGCAGCUCAGAGUGUUCACACCAAAACCUCAGUCCUGGUUCCACAUGUGCUGCCUCACUUUCAGAGUCCCCCUCACUCCACCAGCUCCACCCCACCUGACCAGCAGAAGCAGCAGCAGGACACGAUGAUGGUGACCGAAUUAAACUGCCGAAUCGAAUACCAGAGAACCAAUCGUUCCAAGAAGACCAAACCGUGCCUGUACAACCCUGGAGAGACCUGCUACUCUGAAAACACCCAGUCUCAGGCGGCCUGGAUCUGUGCUAAACCCUUCAAAGUCAUAUGCAUCUUCAUCGCAUUCACCGGCACUGAUUACAGGCUGGUGCAGAAAAUCUGUCCAGACCACAACUUUCAGAUGGAGCAGAAUCAGCAGCAGCACUUUGGAUGAACGAUUCUGCAGAGCUGAACAUCAGACAUCAAACACUGACUCAUCAUACACCUGACCGACUCUUCCUUUGCCAUUCAAACACAUUUUCAAAAUAUUAGUGAGGGUGCUUGAACAAAUACAUGGGGCCAAUGUAUUACACCAGACACAACGGGGUACCAAUAGUAACUAAGUGGUACCUUUACUCAUUUCACACUGAUGCAGCUGUCAUUUCCCCAUCGGUGUCGUUUAAACAGCAAAAACACUUAAAAUGAGGUAUAGUCAGGUGCAUUAUUGGAGCAUUCUUCUGUUUUUGUGCUCAGUGAAACAACCUUUUUUUCAAAUCCAGCCGUGUCAUGGUGAUCGAUCAAGAUGCAAGAAAACUUGACUUUUCCUUGAUUGGUUGCUUAAAAUGGAUUGCUGCUGAAGUAAACAUGAUUAAUUAAGGAACAAAGUACAAACAUUUUGAACUCUGUGCCUGAUAUACAACCUUUUUUUCCCCGCCAAGCAAAAUUACUACUAAAGACACUUGUGCCAUGUGUUUCAGACAAGUCAUUAGAUCAUUACAGUAGACCCUGAUGUGUUAAUAACCAUAACAUGAGUUUGAACAUGUGAUCUUUGUGUUGUCUGAAACUACACACCCACCUAAAGCUCUAUAUGUUGUGCAGUGUUUUAUAAAUUUUGUUUUCUCGAUAUGAAUUAAUGGACACUAAGUUGUAAAGAUGUUAUUUGGAAAAACAAAGUGCUUUCUUGGCUUACUAAUAAAACAAAAUCGACAUCUGAGUUGUGCCAGACAGAAUUAUCUGAAUUAUCAGGACUGACAAUGAAUCUUGUUUGUUACUCAGUAUUAAUGAAUGAUAAGAUAUUUCCCCUUCAAAGACAUGAACCAUAUAUCCUUAAUCAGUGCCACAAAGUCCAAAAGUCCUUGGCUCCUAUUUAGUUUCACCUUUGUACCUUGAAAGUGUUCU